AAUCCCAAUGGCUAGACAUAUCUCUUUGUAUGUGUGGCUACUUUCACUUAUAGUUUUAACAAAUGCAGAAACUUACAUUGUCCAUAUGGACCUAUCCGCCAUGCCCAAGUUAUUUUCUAGCCACCAUAAUUGGUUCUCAGCCACCCUUAACUCCAUUUCCACCACCACCACCACCACCACCGACAACUCUCUUGCCACCACUUCUUCAAAACUUGUAUAUACUUAUACAAACGCAAUCAAUGGGUUCACGGCAGUUCUUUCUCCAUCCGAGCUCGAAAUCUUGAAAAAAUCACCUGGCUAUCUUUCUUCUAUGAAAGACACAAAGAUUGAGCUAGAUACAACUCACUCUGCUCAAUUUCUUGGGUUGAACCCGAAUUCGGGUGCAUGGCCCGUUUCUAGCUUUGGAGAAGAUGUUAUUGUUGGGGUUGUGGACACAGGGGUUUGGCCCGAAAGUGGUAGCUUCAAUGAUCAUGGAAUGACUAGAGUUCCGGCUAGAUGGAAAGGCGAAUGUCAAGCUGGAUAUAUGUUUAAUUCGAGUUUAUGUAACAAGAAACUAAUUGGUGCUCGAUAUUUUAACAAAGGGUUGUUGGCUAAAUAUCCAAACUUAACUAUCUCAAUGAACUCGGCUCGUGACACGGAUGGGCAUGGGACUCAUACGUCAUCAACCGCGGCUGGAAGUUACGUAAAACAUGCAUCGUAUUUCGGGUAUGGAACCGGUAUAGCCAUGGGUAUGGCUCCACGUGCUCGUGUCGCGGUGUAUAAAGCUAUCUUUGAUGAAGGUGCAUUGGUGUCAGACAUCCUGGCAGCGAUUGAUCAAGCAAUCGCUGAUGGGGUUGACGUCAUUUCUUUGUCACUUGGUGCAGAUGGAAUUCCUCUGCACCAAGACCCCAUCGCGAAAGCUACAUUUGCAGCCAUCGAGAAGGGGAUUUUUGUUUCUACAUCCGCAGGAAAUAGUGGACCCUAUUUAGGAUCACUUCAUAAUGGAACCCCAUGGGUUCUCACAGUUGCUGCCAGUACAAUAGACCGUGAAUUCACCGGGUUAUUAACCCUUGGCAAUGGAGUUUCGGUUUCCGGGUUAUCUCUUUAUCCUGGAAACUUAAACUCCACCAAAGCUCCAGUUGUUUAUGUUGGAGCUUGUGAGAAACAUUUGGACCCUAAAAAAGUUGAUCAAAAAAUUGUUGUGUGCCUUGACAGCAAUGAUACACUUGGUGAACAGUUCCGUAACGUCAGAAGUUCUAAGGUUUUAGGUGCUAUAUUCAUUACAGAUAAUACAGAUCUCGAAUUCUUCAUACAAAGUACAUAUCCUGCCUUGUUUCUCACUCCACAGUCGGGCCAAAUUGUCAUCGAUUAUGUCCAAAAGAUCAAAACCCAACCGGCGAAAGUGCAUAUAAAAUUCCAAGGGACACGUGUAGGUGCUAAACCAGCACCAAGGGUGUCUAGCUAUAGCUCACGUGGUCCGUCCUAUAGUGUUCCUGUUGUUUUAAAGCCGGACCUCACCGCUCCAGGCUCACUUAUACUAGCAGCAUGGCCUGACAAAGUCUCUGCUGCUUCUAUCAAGACUGGUUCUAGUACCGAACCUGAACAACUACUUUUUAGUAAGUUUAAUCUUUUAUCGGGCACAUCAAUGUCAUGCCCUCAUGCCAGUGGGGUAGCCGCUUUAGUUAAAGCGGCACACCCUGACUGGACACCGGCUGCCAUCCGGUCAGCCAUGAUGACCACGUCAGACAUUCUGGACAACACAUUUCAACCUAUUCAAGAUAUAGGCGAUGACAAUAAACCCGCGACUCCUUUUGCCAUGGGUUCGGGCCAUGUUGCACCCAACAAGGCCUUGAACCCUGGACUCAUAUAUGAUCUAAAAUCGCAAGAUUACGUAGAUCUCCUUUGUGGGCUAAAUUACACCAAAGUUCAAAUCCAAACAAUCACAAGGUCAUCAUCCAACAAUUGCUCUAACCCAUCAUUGGACCUAAACUACCCUUCUUUCAUCGCAUAUUUCAAUGGGAAUGACAAGAGCUCGAGCAAAGUAAUCCAAGAGUUUAAACGAACCGUAACCUACGUGGGCACCGGAAGUUCAACAUUCACGGCGAAACUGACCCCAGUUGGUCAGCUUCGUGUCAGUGUCUCGCCAGAGACACUAAGUUUCAAAUCAAAGAAUGAGAAGAAAAGCUACACGAUAAGAAUAGAAGGGUCCAAUACAAUGAAAGAUGAAAUUGUAUUUGGUUUCUUGAGUUGGAUAGACAGUAAAGGUAAGUUUGUAGUAAGAAGUCCAAUCGUUGCUACAAGCAUAAGCUUUUCUGAUUAAUUACCCUGGACAUGAAACCCAUAAGCUAGUUUGUCCAUAUAUUGGUUGCUAAAAGCUUAACAGCCACAUUAUAAUAAAUUAUUAAUUAGAUAUCUUUGCCAUCAUGAUCGAUAUAUAAUUGAUAUUUAUCUA
Messenger RNA from Erigeron canadensis, 2431 nucleotides. Its product is annotated as subtilisin-like protease SBT3. Gene Ontology annotation, molecular function: serine-type endopeptidase activity. Gene Ontology annotation, biological process: proteolysis. Lineage: Eukaryota; Viridiplantae; Streptophyta; Magnoliopsida; Asterales; Asteraceae. The coding region runs from base 8 to 2299 and encodes 763 amino acids. The record is from RefSeq and is a predicted model, not a curated record. The transcript has a single exon.